Messenger RNA from Penicillium paradoxum, 2025 nucleotides. RefSeq names its product putative DEAD box RNA helicase HelA (gene helA). The transcript has 3 exons. NCBI's taxonomy places the organism in Eukaryota, Fungi, Ascomycota, Eurotiomycetes, Eurotiales, Aspergillaceae. The coding region runs from base 1 to 2025 and encodes 674 amino acids. Gene Ontology annotation, molecular function: nucleic acid binding; ATP binding. The record is from RefSeq and is a predicted model, not a curated record. Gene Ontology annotation, cellular component: mitochondrion.
AUGCUUGGUACAGUUCGCCGAUUCGGCGUUUCCCAUGCGCUGCGCGCUGCUGCGCCUCGCUCAGUCUCAGCACGAUGGGUUCCUCAGCUUCCGAAAUGGCAAGCUCCCUCGACCUUGUCAUCUGUUGCCGCGACCAGAUCGCUUCAUUCCUCUUUCCCGCGUCUGUCUGCAGCUACUGCAGAGGCAUUUGACAACCACAACGAGACUUCACAACCCGCAAGAAUCACAGAAUUUGCUGACUUGGCCUCAAAUAAUGUCAUUGACAACACGAUCAUUAAGAACAUCAUCCAAGCUGACCGGAUGAACUUGAAAACUAUGACUGAGGUGCAGUCUCUUACUCUUAACGAGAUUGUCAAGGGUGAUGAUAUCCUCGCUCAGGCCAAAACAGGAACCGGAAAGACACUUGCUUUCCUUGUGCCUACUCUCCAAAAUAUUUUGAAUGAUCCUAGCGUCGACGUGUCCAAAGUUGGCCGUCGUCAAGCCAGAACUGGCCCUUCCGAAAUCCGUGCUCUUAUCAUUUCCCCUACUCGUGAACUCGCAGAACAGAUCGCCGUUGAGGCUAGAAAGGUGGCCUUUGGCACCGGCCUUAUUGUACAGACUGCUGUUGGUGGUACACAAAAGCGUGCUGGUCUCGCUAAGAUCCAGCGCGAGGGAUGCCAUCUGCUCAUUGGCACUCCGGGACGUCUUAAGGAUAUCCUCUCGGACCCUUGGACUGGCGUUUCCGCCCCCAAGCUGAACACUCUCAUUCUUGACGAGGCUGAUCGUCUCUUGGACCAGGGUUUUGCUCCUGAUGUUGAAGAGAUCCAGGGCAUGCUCCCCGACACUUCCAAGGUGGAUCGCCAGACUCUCAUGUUCUCAGCCACUGUUCCCAAAGAAGUCAUGCAGAUGGUUCGCAAGACCCUGAAGCCAAACUUCCAACACGUUAACACCGUGCGUGAAGAUGAAGUCCCCACCCACCACCGUGUGCCUCAAAAGCUUGUCUACCUGAAUGGUCUUGAAAACGGAUUGCCUGCAGUCCUCGAGCUCGCCAAGAACUGGCAGGCCCGCCGUGACAUUGGCGAAGAGCUGCGUCCUUUCAAGGCUAUCGUCUACCUUAACUCUACUGCCGAGACCAAGAUUUCCGCAGACGCUUUCAACGCCCUGUACAGCUCUUCUGAGUUCCGCCAGUCUUCUUUAGGCGCCAUGAAAAUGCUUGAGAUCAAUUCGCGUCUCUCUCAGCAGCUCCGCACUCGCAGCGCCGAUAACUUCCGCAAGGCUCGCGAGGGCAUUCUGUUCUCCUCCGAUGUGACUGCCCGUGGUAUGGAUUUCCCCGAUGUCACCCACGUCGUCCAGGUCGGUGUUCCUCGUGACCGCGAGACCUACAUUCACCGUCUCGGUCGUACAGGUCGUGCCGGCAAGGAGGGUGAAGGCUGGAUGUUUAUCCACCGUGGCGAGCAAGAUGUUUUCCGCAAGCGUCUUGGCCGUCUCCCCCUCAACCUUGACUCGCAGUCUCUCCCCACUGCCAAUGUUGAUAUGACACAGCCUCAGUCUGACGCCUCACCAGAAGGCAAGACCAUCAACCAGAUUAAGGCUGCCCUGGCCGAUUGUUCCCCCGUCACCAAGAUCCAGUCAUACAUGGGCCAACUCGGUACCGCGACUGGAAACUUCAGCCGCAAGAGAGAGGCCAUACUGGUCCAGCAGAUGGGUCUCGGCUCAAUUGACGGAGUCAAGGUUGGUGAUGGCCGCCCCAGACGCGAGAGCAGCUUCUCCCGCGGUGGGGACCGUGAUGGUUUCUCCCGUGGCGGUGACCGUGGCGGCUUCUCCCGUGGUGGUGACCGUGGUGGAUUCUCCCGCGGCGGUGAUCGCGGUGAUCGCGGUGAUCGCGGUGGCUUUUCCCGUGGCGGCGACCGUGGUGGCUUCUCCCGUGGCCGCAAUGACCGUGGUGACCGUGGUGACCGCGGUGGUUUCUCCCGUGGCAGUGAUCGCAGCUCCGGCCGCGGCCGCUACAACGACCCCUCCUUCAACGAGGACUCCUUCCGGUUCUAG